This is a messenger RNA of Mesocricetus auratus (golden hamster), 2459 nucleotides long. RefSeq names its product regulator of G protein signaling 14 (gene Rgs14). The transcript has 16 exons. The record is from RefSeq and is a predicted model, not a curated record. Gene Ontology annotation, biological process: signal transduction; regulation of G protein-coupled receptor signaling pathway. Bases 186 to 1901 code for a protein of 571 amino acids. Gene Ontology annotation, molecular function: microtubule binding; G-protein alpha-subunit binding; GTPase activator activity. NCBI's taxonomy places the organism in Eukaryota, Metazoa, Chordata, Mammalia, Rodentia, Cricetidae.
UCUAUAGAGACACUUCCUGUGGUAGAGAAAAGAGGUAGUGAGCGGGUGUUUCAGGAUGUGAGGGCCCGCAGGAACCGAGCGAGCUCUCUCCACUGCCUGCCUGCCACCCGAGAGCUCUGAUCGGUGCUUCCACAAUCCUUGUGGUGGGUGGCCCCCCGUGGCGGGGACCUGUGAUCAGCGGCAGAAUGCCAGGGAAGCCCAAGCACUUGGGUGUCCCCAACGGGCGCAUGGUUCUGGCUGUCUCUGAUGGAGAACUGACCAGCACAGCGAGUUCCCAGGGCCAGAGUGAGGGCCGAGGCAGCUCCCUCAGCAUCCACAGCCUCCCCAGUGGCCCCAGCAGCCCCUUCUCCACGGAUGAUCAGCCUGUGGCCAGCUGGGCCCUGUCCUUUGAGCGGCUGCUGCAAGACCCACUGGGCCUGGCUUACUUCACUGAGUUCCUGAAGAAGGAAUUCAGCGCAGAGAAUGUAACUUUCUGGAAAGCUUGCGAGCGCUUCCAGCAGAUCCCAGCCAGUGACACCAAGCAGCUAUCCCAGGAGGCCCAUAAUAUCUACCAUGAGUUCCUGUCCAGCCAGGCGCUGAGCCCGGUCAACAUCGACCGACAGGCCUGGCUUAGUGAAGACGUGUUGGCCCAGCCCCGGCCCGACAUGUUCCGGGCACAGCAGCUUCAGAUCUUCAACUUGAUGAAGUUCGACAGCUAUGCGCGCUUCGUCAAAUCCCCGCUGUACCAGGAGUGCCUGCUGGCCGAGGCCGAGGGACGCCCGCUGCGGGAGCCCGGCUCCUCGCACCUCGGGAGCCCCGACACGUCCAGGAAGAAGCCGAAGCUGAAGCCCGGGAAGUCGCUGCCGGUGGGCGUGGAGGAGCUGGGGCAGCUGCCGCUCGCUGAGGGCCCCAGUGGCCGCCCUCUCCGCAAGUCCUUUCGUAGAGAGAUGACGGGUGGUGCCAUGAACUUGGCGCCGCGACGAGAAUCUCAGGGGUCCCUGAAUUCUUCGGCCAGUCUGGACCUAGGCUUCCUUGCCUUUGUGAGCAGCAAAUCUGAGAGCCACCGAAAGAGCCUUGGAAGUGGCGAGGGUGAGAGUGAAAUCCGGCCAGGGAAGUACUGCUGCGUGUAUCUGCCAGAUGGCACAGCCUCCUUGGCGCUGGCUCGACCGGGCCUCACCAUCCGCGACAUGCUGACAGGCAUCUGUGAGAAGAGAGGCCUCUCUCUGCCUGACAUCAAGGUCUACCUGGUGGGCAAUGAACAGCCUUCUGUUACCCAUGGGCUAGUGCUUCUGCUCCUUAGGGUACCACACCAGAAGCCAAAGGAGGAAGCGAAGAAAGCCCUGGUCCUGGAUCAGGAUUGCACAGUGCUGGCAGACCAGGAAGUGCGACUGGAAAGCAGGAUCACCUUCCAGCUGGAGUUAGCUAACCUGGAGCGUGUGGUGAGGAUCUCAGCCAAGCCUACCAAGCGUCUGCAGGAGGCGCUGCAGCCCAUCCUGGCAAAACACGGCCUGAGCCUGGAACAAGUGGCCUUGCAUCGGCCAGGGGAGAAGCAGCCGCUGGAUUUUGAGAAGCUAGUGAGCUCGGUGGCCUCACAGACACUGGUUUUGGACAUCCUUCCAGGUGCUAAGAUGAGUGAAGCCCGCAGCCCAUCUCCCUGCCGCAGCCAGGGUUGCCUGCCUAGAACCCGGGACAAGGACACUCAUCUUGCUCCGCUGCCUCCCAGUUUGCUGGUGGAAGACGCCAGGAGCUCUAUGGGGAAACGGCAGACCUGUGACAUUGAAGGCCUGGUGGAGCUGCUGAACCGCGUGCAGAGCAGCGGGGCCCAUGACCAGAGGGGACUUCUUCGCAAAGAGGACCUGGUACUUCCAGAAUUUCUGCAGCUUCCUUCCCAAAGGCCGGGCUCCCAGGAGGCUCCGCCAUAGACUGAAUCAACUACCCAGCCCAGGAAGGGCCCUUCAGACCCCGCUGCCCACCCAGCCCUCUGACACCUGUGUAACAGUCCGGGCUGGCUGCAUGGUACCUGGGCGGACCAAGCAUGCCAUGGGUCUGCUCUGCAUGCCCUGUCUGUGCCCAGUGUCCCUGGCCCCUUUCUGCUAUGGGCAGGCCCACAGAAGGAGCUGGGAAGGGGGUGGAAGGGGAACUCAGAGGACCCACACUCCCGAAAUGUGACUACAUGUUCUCAUAGGUUCCCCUACCCAUUCUUUACAGCGAGAGGCCAGCCUAGCCUCUCGGCAUAAGCACACUGAACACAAAGGGGGUGACUUUGGCAGGGCCAGCCUCCUCAGCUUUUUCUAAGCUUUAGCUGGGCAGGAGGAGGGGCUGGCCCCUCCUUAAAGCGUUGAUAUAAGUAAAUCCUGGGAGAGCUGGUGGGCAACCCCUCCCUCCGUUCACAUAGACUGUACAUAGGAUUUUAUGGUUGGCUUGGGGCAGCUGGGUUUGUCCUGGAUGUAUAAUAUUGUUAUUAUUAGUAUUAUUAUUCA